AUGGGGGAGAAGUUGAUGCCUAUGGGGGCUUGGGAGAGUUGGAGGGACGCGAGCAGUAUGUGGGAUAGGAUGGCGAGCUGCAUUAGGGAAACAACUAGAGAUGUCCUGGGAGUCUCGAGAGGUCACUGUGGUAGGCGACGAGGGGACUGGUGGUGGAAUGAAAAAGUCCAGGGAAAGGUGGAAGCAAAGAAAGGGGCGUACGCGAGGUUGGUAGACUGUAAAGAUGAGGAGGAGAAGCAGACGAAUAGGGAAAGAAAAGGUCUUAGACUCAAGAAUGUUCAAAGAAAUAAAGAUUUAACAUCAUCUCUAUCUGGUCAGAAUUACACAUUGGAAUUAUUGUCUGGCUCUAGUCGACAAUGUUUAGAGUUGAUGCGCAUGUCUCGUGAUGCAUAUGUGCAGUUGUGUCAAUAUUUUAGACAUAAUGGAUGGCUCACGGAUAGUAAAUAUGUAUAUGUAGAAGAAAAGAUAACAAUAUUUUUAUCCAUUAUAGGGCAUAAUGAGUGUUCUGUGGUUAUCAAGAGGAGAUUCCAACAUUCUUCGCAAACGAUUCACAAAUAUUUUCAUGAGGUUCUUGAAGCAAUGAUGAAGUUUGCAAAAGAGAUGAUAUCAUCUACAACAUCCGAUCCAAAUCUAGAUACUCCCGGUGCUCAUAAAAGGCUACGUAAAAUUUUUAAGAAUGUAUUAGGUAUAUGUGAUUUUAACAUGGUCUUCACUUAUGUUUACGCUGGAUGGGAAGGAGUAGCACAUGAUGCACAUCUUACAGAGAUUGUAUCUAAUCCAGAAAAUGGCUUUCCAUUUCCUCCUCCUAACAAGUACUAUCUAUGUGAUGCGGCAUAUCCAAACACUCGAGGAUUUCCAGCACCGUAUCGUAAUGUUCGAUAUUGGUUAGGAGAUUAUCAGCGUAGGAGGGCCAUAAAUAAGGAGGAAAAGUUUAAUCAUGCUCAUUCACAACUCAGAAAUGUUAUUGAACGUGCUUAUGGAGUUCUAAAAGCAAGAUUUCCGAUAUUGGAUAAGAUGCCUCCAUAUUCUAUUGAUAUCCAGAGAGAUGUUGUUGUUGCAUGUUUUGCAGUUCAUAAAUUUAUCCGGAAGGAGCGUAUAAAUGAUGAACUGUUUAAUCAAUACGAUUCACCUCAGUUAAUAUUUGAUGAGGAAGAAGGAGAACAAGAAGAUAUGUUAGAUGAAGCAAGUGGACCUAAUUGGACAGCUGAAGAUUCGCAGAUAAUGCACAAUAUGCAUGAACAACUUACCCUUCAACUAAUGCAAAGAAGAGGAAAUACUUGA
Lycium barbarum (goji berry) is the source of this 1281-nucleotide messenger RNA. RefSeq lists its product as uncharacterized. Lineage: Eukaryota; Viridiplantae; Streptophyta; Magnoliopsida; Solanales; Solanaceae. The coding region runs from base 1 to 1281 and encodes 426 amino acids. The transcript has 4 exons. The record is from RefSeq and is a predicted model, not a curated record.